This is a messenger RNA of Macrobrachium nipponense, 4117 nucleotides long. Its product is annotated as patched domain-containing protein 3-like. The transcript is spliced from 4 exons. The record is from RefSeq and is a predicted model, not a curated record. Gene Ontology annotation, cellular component: membrane. The coding region runs from base 170 to 3184 and encodes 1004 amino acids. NCBI's taxonomy places the organism in Eukaryota, Metazoa, Arthropoda, Malacostraca, Decapoda, Palaemonidae.
GAGUUUAGUUUGCAAUGGUCCCGUGAACUGGAAGGGUGGAACUUCCCCUUAAGAGAUCUGGUACCGUUGGCUGUUCGAGUCAUAUCUGCCAUAACGCGGUCUCGACUUUCUUUCUGGAUAAACUGCCUUACGGGAAAUAUUUACGUCUUUGUAAUAAAGAAUUUGCACUAUGUGCAACACGUCGGCAUCUUCGUCGUCAGCCAAGGACCAAAACGCUGGUUCCAGAGAGACGGACGAAACUACAAACGAUGUUGCCAAAAGCCCGGGUAUACAUCACGCUAUCGUCGAGUUGGAAGCUAAAGAAGAACGGAAAAAUAACGAUGGAGAUGAUGGAAAAGAGUCGAAGGAGAAGGAAAGGUCUUGCCUGAGUAAAGUGAGUGCUUUCAUUACAAAAGCACUGGAAGAAAAGUUUGAAUCCCAUGGGCGUCGUGUGGCUACUUAUCCACGCAUGACUGCUGCGUUGUGCCUGGUUGUCUCCGCGCUCUGCGGCUUAGGAACAAUGACCUUUUUCACCGAACUUCGACCCUACCGUCUCUGGAUACCUCAAAACUCAGAAUUCAUCAAGGUCAUGAACUGGCAAGCUGAAAAUUUCCCUAGCUCCUACCGUCAACAAAUGGCAGUGUGGGAGGCAGACAAUAUCCUUACAGCUCGAGUGAUACAAGAGAUGUGGAGGCUUCACACAAGAGUUAUGGACAUUACUGUGGGUUCCAACAGCACUUCAUGGAAUGACAUAUGUGCAAGAGUCCCUUCUAUUCCCAUGGGCAACCUAGGAGCUCCAGAGGAGGAGGUUGACUAUGAUGAUUUCGAUUAUGGAACCCUUUCUCUCAGACGCCGCAGAAGUGCGAACGAGAAGGAUACUGACCUUAGCUUGGUGCUUCCGAGAGACCAGUAUUGCCGAACCUUAGACAACUUGCCUAAAAUGUGCCUAGAGACGAGUCUUUUGGAAAUAUGGGGUCUAGAUGAAGAACGAAUCAUGAACCUUACUGAUGAGCAAGUAGUGGAAGAUGUCAAUACAGUCCAGAUAAGCGGUGUGUUUGGCUUCCAGGUUAACUUUACAAAAUACCUUGGAUCUGUUUCGUAUGACGAGACUGGACGAGUUAUUUCAGCAAAGGCUGCUACUCAUAUCUGGGUAUCUCAAGUUGAUGAAUUUGCCGUACAGAAUGGCAAUUUCAUUGUUGAUCUAGGCUCUAGCGAGGCUGUUGAUACGGCAAGCAUGGUGUGGGAAAAGAAAUGGGUAGACAGCGUGUUAAAUGAUCCCUCAAGACCAAAAGACCUCACAGUUUAUGCCCAUGCUGCCAGUAGCUUUGGAGACAUUAGUGACAAAAACAUCUGGGGUGACGUGAAAUGGCUGAUGGUCGGGAUCUGCAUCAUGAUAUCUUUUGUGAAUAUGACCCUAGGUCGUAGAAAUCUCGUUCAGCAACGUCCAUUGCUAGCUUUCAUGGGAAUAGCAAGCAUUGGGCAAGGUGUUGCUAUUGCUUAUGGGUUGUGCUCCAUAUUGGGCAUUCCUUACAACCCAGUUAAUUCUAUUUUACCCAUUCUCCUUAUUGGCCUUGGUGUUGAUGAUAUGUUUGUCAUUAUGGCUGCUUGGGAAACUGCAAGCAAACACAAGGCAGCAGUCACAGAUCUUGUAGAACGCGCUGGAAAAACAAUGCGCCAUGCAGGGGUAGCCAUAACAGUCACUUCCUUGACUGAUGUCACUGCUUUUGCAGUUGGGGCUUCUACUGAUCUUCCUGCUUUACGUUCUUUUUGCAUUUACGCCUCUGUUGGUAUUUUUGCUGUGUAUGCCCUACAGGCUACAUUCUUCUUGGCAUGGGUAGUAAGAGACGAACAAAGAAUAAGAGAAAAUCGAAAUGGAUUCCUCUGGUGUGUUGUACACCGGGACUGGAAACCAUGGGCGUGUAGCAAGAGGGAUCUGAUGGCAGAUGGCUUCAAAUGGUUUUGUCGAUUCAUUCUCUCUACUCCCGUUCGUGUAGUGGUUUUGAUUUUCACAGGGGCACUCAUGGCGGUCUCUGUUUGGACGACAUUAAAUCUUCAUCAGGAAUUUAAUCCUAUGUGGUUUAUUCCACAAGAUUCUUAUUUGUAUAAGUCUUUUGAAGCCACAAAACAUCAUUUUCCAGAGAGUGGUGAAAAGGGAUACAUAUACUUUGCUAAUAUUUCCUUACCUGAUGACUUAGUUCCUCUUAACAAACUAGUGAACGAUCUGACUUCUAGUGGCGUGGUAACGGAUGUCAAUGCCUGGUUCACUGCACUUGACAAUUACCUGUCUCACAUCCCAGAAAUAGACAGAACGACAAUUGAUUAUUCUAUGCUUCAAGACAAGCUUUCAAUUUUCCUCCAGUCAUCCUCAGGAGCCUCGUAUCGAAAUGAUUUUUCUGUUGACGGUCAACUUGAGUGCCUCUAUCCAGCUCCGCCUGUGUCAUCCUUUAGAAUUUCGAUCACUCACAGACCUGCUCCUACACCGAGAGAGCAAGUGAAGGUAUUGGAUACAAUCAAGACUCUGGUAGCUGGCGUACCAGUUCAGGGGUACAGAGCUGCGUGGGCACAGGCUUACAGUGUCUGGGAAACAAAUGAAGUCGUCGGCACUGAGCUGUGGAGGAAUAUGCUCUUGGCAGCGAUUGUAGUGGGUAUCGUCACUCUCAUUCUUUUGGCCUCGUUUUGGGGCGCCUUUCUCGUCUUAAUGUGCGUUGCGUCUACAGUAGUUGGUGUAGGGGGUACUAUGUGGCUUUGGGGACUGACAGUCGAUACAGUUUCCUGCAUCGCCCUCGUUUUAGCAAUCGGUUUAAGUGUCGAUUAUGCAGCUCACAUAGCGCACGCAUUCUUGGCUGCUCGCACGACAACCAAUAAGAAAGAGCGCGCCUGUCUUGCAGUCGAAGGGGUGGGCCCAGCUGUGCUACAAGGCGGUGUGUCUACUUUACUGGCUUUUGUUCUGUUAGCGUGGUCCUCUUCACAUGUAUUCAUUACUUUCUUCAAAGUAUUCACGGCAGCUUCGGUUAUUGGUCUUUACUAUGGGCUCAUAUUUCUCCCCGUUGUGCUUUCUUUCAUUGGCCCAGCUGCCUAUGAUAAAGAAGAAGAAGACUUCGAGAAAUCCGAUGAUACGGCAUCCAACAAGGAACCCGAAAAGACUUCAGAAUCGCGACAAUCUAAAGCUUAUAGUAACGCGGCAUUUUCUUUCGACGUGGUAUAACGACAAAAUCAUUACUGCGUUUAAUUUCGAACUGCUCAUUAAUUAGAAAAAAUAUCCUGUACUUAUCUGUGAUAACUCUAUAAAUGUAAAUAUAUAAAUAUGACAACAGAGAGUAUAAGCCGAUUUUGAAAUGACAUUAAUGAAAUGUGUGGUUGUUACUUGUCAACUGAUUAUAUGAAAAUAAUGUACAUUGUGAUGCGUCAGAACGGUUUUAGCAUUGGUAGAUUGGUGAUAUCCCCUAGGGGCACUUUUCAUGACUGGUGGAAAUCAUAGUGAUACCCAACUACUAUAUUUUCAUUAUAUCUGAACUGAGCUCCGUAUUUAGACGUUUGGUCCCUGAUAUCAGUGACUGUAGGUGUGUAGGAUAUUGUUUAGGCAUAGAUAGUUUUGUAGUUGUAGGAUGAACUAGUUUGUCAUUUGACAAUUGCCAAAGAUCUUUCUGUUUUACCUUGUCACCAUCUAGUGAUGCCUGUUUGACCUGCUAAUUCAUAUGCAUUAGUACCUUAUUGUGUAUGAUUACGAUAAUUUUGUGAAUUAUUGAUGUUUUGUACGACAUUGCUUUCAAGGCUGUGAUCUGAGUGAGUGUGAAACCUUAUUUCCUCUAAAUAUCAAAAUCAAAAUACUGAAGACACCUCAGGUCUCAGGUAUAAAGCCAGCAAGUAUAUUUCUUUCUGCAUAUUAUCUGAUUGGUCGUUUUCACGUAGGUUUAAGAAUAUCAACAUAACUUCAUUAUAAAAUGUAUCGUCAAAUUAUAUUCUUGAAAAUAUUCUAAUAGUGUGAUAAUAAAAAAAACAAUAUGCCCCAUUAAUUGUUCAUCGGAUUCUUAAGAAUUUAUGGGUGAACUUUUAGGAACGGAUAAAAUACAACCAAAUUAUAUUCAGGAACUGGUGCUGUCAAUUUAUCGUUUGUAUACCCUGAGAUGGCCACUUGUAA